Diuraphis noxia (Russian wheat aphid) is the source of this 866-nucleotide messenger RNA. RefSeq names its product NFX1-type zinc finger-containing protein 1-like. Gene Ontology annotation, cellular component: nuclear RNA-directed RNA polymerase complex. Gene Ontology annotation, biological process: regulatory ncRNA-mediated heterochromatin formation. Gene Ontology annotation, molecular function: helicase activity. The record is from RefSeq and is a predicted model, not a curated record. NCBI's taxonomy places the organism in Eukaryota, Metazoa, Arthropoda, Insecta, Hemiptera, Aphididae.
GCCCAAAAUUAUUGCUUAAGUGUCAAAUUCAUGACAAAGUUAUCGGAAGUGCAUCAAAUGGGUUAGAUUUCCAAAGAUUAGUUAAUGCAUGUAAAUUAAAAUGUAAUGUUAAACUUUCUUGUGGGCAUUUAUGUAAGGAAUUAUGUCAUGUUGAAGAUAGUGGCCAUUUAAUGGUUAAGUGUUCAAAUGUCUGUAAUAGGAAAUGUUCUCGAAAUCAUAAAUGCCUUAAAAUGUGUCACGAAGAGUGUUCAUGUCAAGUGUUAGUUAGUGAAAUUAGCAAUUGUGGGCAUAGGAUUAAAGGAAAAUGCAGUGAUAUAGAAAAUAUGAAAUGUGAUAUUAAGGUAAAAAAAAAAUUAAGUUGUGGRCAUACUCUUGAGAAAAAAUGCUAUGAACAAGUUAAUUGCAUUGAAAUAUGUAACAAACCCAACUCAAAUUGUUUAUUUAGGCAUUUAUGCAAAAAAUUAUGUGGUUUAAAUUGUGGUUCAUGUACAUAUCCUAUUCCUAUUAUAAUGAAAUGUGGACAUAUAUCAGAAUUUUCUUGUUCUCAAGAACCAGACWCAGUAGAAUGCUUAGAAUGUAAGCGUGGCUUGGAUUCUACUCAAUGUGACACUUUACAACCGAAUAUACAUAUUGGUAUAUAUCCUGUGCAUAAAAUGACAACAACUUCAAAUACAGUAGUACCACAAGAUUACACUGAUGUAGAAUGUACAUGGGACAUAUUUACUGAAAUGGAAGUUGCUUUUGGUUUUCCAAAUCAUUUUACUCAAUUCGACGAACCUCAUAUAUUACCUGAGCAUACAUUAUACACUUUCAAUUCCAAUGAUGAUUAUUAUUAUCACAAAGGGUUAUCGUCAUUUGAUAAUUGA